This is a messenger RNA of Pyricularia pennisetigena, 3042 nucleotides long. RefSeq lists its product as uncharacterized. Lineage: Eukaryota; Fungi; Ascomycota; Sordariomycetes; Magnaporthales; Pyriculariaceae. Bases 1 to 3042 code for a protein of 1013 amino acids. The transcript is spliced from 4 exons. The record is from RefSeq and is a predicted model, not a curated record.
AUGCCCUUUACGCCUGUCGCUUCGCAUGCCGCAAGGAGCACACUCAAGGCAGCAUACGAGGACCUCGAAAAGGUACUGAAGCCUACUGACUGCUCACAACUCAAAACACUCAAGCUUGAGGAUGUAAGAGCAUCGACGGAAAAGCUUGAGGAGGAACUAGCAGCAAGGCAAUCUCUCAGGAACCUCCGCCGCUUGGCACCAUUCUUCGACGGUCUCGAGAAGUUGGCCGAAUUCCUCAAGCCCUUGUGCCAGGGAACAGUCUGGUUGGAGAUAGCAUGGGCCCCUACCUGUGCUAUCCUUCGCGCUGCAUCUGGCUACGUGCUUGCCUUUGACAAAGUACUCAAGGGAUAUUCUCAACUUGCCGACUGCUUAAGUCCGCUGCAGCUGCUGGGGUCGGCCUUCGCGGACGAUGGCGUAAUUCAAGAGACUCUGGCGAUCAUCUACGCCGAUGUUCUCAUGUUUCACAAACAAGCAUAUGUCUUUGUCAAUCGCAACGGGUGGAAACUGCUCUUCACCAACUCCUGGACCCGCUUCGAACCUCGUCUCAGUAGUAUCGUCGAGGACAUCAAAGAGCACCAAAAGCUUAUCGAAUCGCAAGCAGCAGCACGCAACAUAGAUGAGGCCCGCAAAAUGCGCGACCAGCUUCAAGUGUGGAGGGAGGAGCAGCAGUUGCGAAACAGCCAAGAAGAUGAGGCAAGACUGGUCAAGGAUUUCCAAUCCAUCACAUCCACUCUCCAGAUUGAUGAAAGAGACCAACUGUCGAUAUUUGAGUCGCUUUGCGCUGAGGGUGCGAAAUAUCCAGGAAUUUGUGGAUGGAUAUUAAAAAAUCGUCGGAUGCAAGAAUGGCUACAUGCAUCACCAAACACGUCUUUCCUCUGGCUACAAGGACCCCCAGGGACAGGGAAAAGCGUCCUCGCAUCACAGAUUGUCAACUUCCGGAAGGCUUCCGAGCAUGUCAUUUACCAUAUUGCCACAUACUCCCACAAUAACUCCACCAGCUAUGAUCAAAUUCUUCGCUCCAUUCUACUGCAGCUUCUUCGAUACGACCAGAGCAUGUCGGCCUACGUAUACCAUGCGUUCGUACAGCAGAAUAACACCAAAGCGCCGAAAAUAGCCGAUCUAGAACAGACAGUUCUAAGCCUGAUUGACGGGGCUUUGGAAAGGUCAAACAAUGGCGGAUAUCUCUGGAUAAUUCUGGAUGGCUUGAAUGAGUGCACUGUCGAUAAUCAGCGCCGCAUAGUCGCCCUCAUGCGGCAGGUUGUGACAAAGUCGAGCUAUCCAGGGCAAUUGAGCGUCAAGGUCUUGAUUUGCAGUCGGUACACGGAACCACUUGCCAAAGGCCUGAAAAAGAUUCCGCAGAUUUCUCUCAUUGACGAAAAGGACUCUUUGGUAAAGGCCAUUGACCAAUACUCAAUGCAACGGCUACAAGCUCUUGGGGAACGUUUUAGCCAGAUCAACAUUACAUUCGACGAAUUGCGAAAUGUAGCCAGCAGUAUCGCCUUGAAGUCGGAUGGCAUGUUUCUCUACGCUCGUUUGGUCCUCGACUUCAUCGCCUCUAACAUUUUCUACUCCCUCGAGGAAGUAAAAGGGUCCAUCGCCAGCCUCCCGAAAGGACUAUCCGAUCUCUACCAAAAGAUUUUUACCCAGAUGUUGAGUAACCUCGAUACUCGAUCCGUGCGCCGUGUUCGGUGCGUCCUUGGAUGGGUUGCAUUUUCAGAUCCACCACUUCGACGUCUUGAGCUACUUUCAGCAGUCACCUUCAGCUCAGGAGACGUUGCUGACGGUCAGCUGGCCCCCAAUUACCUUCUCGAUAUCUGCGGCCCUCUGGUUGUUCAACGAAGGGAUACCUGCCUCGUUUUCAUACAUUCGUCUGUGAAGGACUUCCUCGAAAAUCUUCCGCAGCCUAUACAGGAGCUAAGCUUUGCUGUUGAUCGCUUCAACGCCAAGACAGCCUGCCUUAGCAAUGGUCUUGAAGUUUUUGGUCAACAUAGUCAAGUUGAUGAGUCCGAAAGGUACAUCCGAGUUGUCCGAGGUGUUCAUGGGUUUCAUUUGGUAGCCAGUGAAGGCUGGGUAGAUGAUCUCCUAUAUAUUGUCCAGUCUACCAUCGUUUCAAACGACGUGAUCAAGUCAGCUCUUGAAUUCGUGGAAAAGAUGAACGAAACUUACGGAUGCGCCGGCAAUCGAGAGACGAGUGGUAGACUCUCGGAACAUGUGCAGCAAAUCACAACCAGUCUUGCGCUUUACCCGCGUCUCCUAUCCGGCGUACUGGGAGCCCUUGGCACUAGCUCAGACAAGAAGAACGACGCUCAAAAUCAGGAAUUGCACCGAGGAUCGCUCGCAAAACUUUUGCAACAUUACCAGACAGUCGUACGCUACGUGCUUGAUCACGAUAUUAUAUACGGAGUUUCAGCUGAAGAACUCAAGCAGUUCAAAGAACAAUUCGGCUUAUCAAGCUUCACCUGCUGUGUUCGCUCAUGCCGUUGGGCGAAACAUGGGUUCGAAAAUUCCAGCGAAUUGGAACGACAUAUGAUAGAGACACAUACCCAAGGAUUCCGUUGUCAGGCUGCCGGAUGCCAAUAUCCAGCAUUUGCUUCAGAAAAGACUCUGAGAGCUCAUGUAAGGGAGAAGCAUCAGGAGUCUUCACAGCCAAGGGCGAGUAUCCGGAGCCAUGGUCAACAGAAACCGAGAGAACCCACCAUGAAUAUAGGAUCUAAGCGACGGGAGCUGAGCAACCCAGCGAUUGAAAAGCCGCAGCCGGGUCCACCACCCCGGGUCAAUAACCCAUCGCCAACGGACCAGCAACAGAUGCUACUACAACUAGCUCGGAACUUGCCUCAGCAUAUUAUACAGCCAUCCCCGCAAGACAUCGAAACGUUGCGGAAGCAACCAAGAUGCGCCGGGUUUACCUACGAGCAGCUAUUUGACCUUGGAAGGCAAAUUAAAGCUAGAAAUUAUCUUAUGCGGCAACAACAACAGCGAAAUCAACAACAGCAGCAGCAGCAGCAGCAGCAGCAGCAGCAGCAGCAGCAGCAGCAGCAGUAG